AUGCCUGCUGCUUUUUCAUGUUACGAGGCUGCUUCCAUGAAGCCAGUCUACUACACAUCUACCGCAGAGAUAAUCAUUCGUCGGCCUGACGGAGUGGAGAGAUACGUACCAGUGCACAUCAUAAAGGAGACCCAGACAAAACGGUCUCCUUCGGAAUCAAAUUCACAAGAUGUCGUGAUUCAGGCGCGUGACCGAGAUGAUCAUUUGGACACAGACUUGAUUGUGGACUUCAUUGAUCACUUGAGAGGUAGAGGGGAUCUACUCAAUGAUAGUCAAAACGUGGAACGUGAAAAUAACCUGAUAAAUAUUGACAAGAACGAUGGACCAAGUUACAGAAAGUGCGAGGAGAGAAUUAACAUGGCAAAUGGAAAGGGAACCCCCAUUACAAGUGACAUUGUGAACCCAAAACACCAUCAGAACUUAGAGGCACCGUCGACCCAUUUAGGUCAGGAUAUAUUGGAUUCCUGUGAGAGUAGAAAUGACAGUGAAUACUCAGACCUGUACUCUCCAUCAGGCGAGGCGCAGGUCUUUAAGCUCGGUGUCCUACGGGAGCCAUCUCCGCGAAGAAAUGCAAAAAGGGGUGACAUCAACGAGAAGGUGACGUGCUACAUAGCGGAGGUGGAGAAACAGAACAAGUACCUUCAGGAGAGGGCACACAAGUACAGAUUCCACAUCAUCCCUGACGGCAACUGUCUGUACAGGGCGGUGUGUAAAGCCGCCUAUGGAGAGCAGUCUAUGCACAAUGAGCUGAGAGAGCAAACAAUGCACCACAUAGCCGACCACCUGGAUGAGUUUAACCCCAUCAUUGAGGGGGAUGUCGGGGAGUUCUUGAUCAACGCAGCGCAGGACGGCGCCUGGGCGGGUUAUCCGGAGCUUCUGGCGAUGAGUCAGAUGUUGAAUGUGAACAUUUACCUAACCACAGGAGGUAGCUUGGAGAGUCCCACGGUUUCAACCAUGGUGCACUACCUGGGGGAACAGGAUGCAUCCAAACCCGCUGUCUGGUUGAGUUGGCUAAGCAACGGACACUAUGAUGUCUUGCUGGACAGGUGUGUGUCCAACCCAGAGUAUGACGAGUGGUUCCGUCACUCUCAGAUGCAAAGGAAACGGGACGAAGAGCUGGCCAAGUCGAUGGCUGCAUCACUGUCUAAAAUGUACAUCGAACAAAACGGUCACAUUUGA
Coregonus sp. 'balchen' is the source of this 1179-nucleotide messenger RNA. The record is from the annotation of a GenBank genome assembly. NCBI's taxonomy places the organism in Eukaryota, Metazoa, Chordata, Actinopteri, Salmoniformes, Salmonidae.